Messenger RNA from Amorphotheca resinae ATCC 22711, 1579 nucleotides. RefSeq lists its product as hypothetical. Bases 93 to 1460 code for a protein of 455 amino acids. The transcript has a single exon. Gene Ontology annotation, cellular component: catalytic step 2 spliceosome. The record is from RefSeq and is a predicted model, not a curated record. NCBI's taxonomy places the organism in Eukaryota, Fungi, Ascomycota, Leotiomycetes, Helotiales, Amorphothecaceae.
GCCUCUCGACUUCACGCUCCUUUAUGGUGAGGGGCAUCUGACAUCGAGUUCAUACUCGCGCCUACUACAUAAACAUCCCGAACUUUUCUACCAUGGCUUUGGAAUUAUCAAAAUCCGGUGCUUUGGCCCGGCGUUCAAAUGACACAGAGCUGAUGCCUCCGCCACCUAAACGCAUAAAGCGACCAAAGAACGUCAUUGAUGAAGAAUCAUACACCGAUGCGAUAUCCGAGAUUAUCGCCCGCGACUUCUUCCCCGGCCUGGUCGAAACAGAGAUCCAGCAAGAGUAUUUGGAUGCGCAAGAAUCUGGUGAUAAAGCAUGGAUUGCCAGCGCCAGUCGCCGACUGUCCCAUGUUAUGACACCAGGUCGGAGGGGGAGGCGAGGAACAUCGCUCCAGACCCCGUUGCGUGCUUCCGAUACACCCAAAGGGUUUGUGGGGGACACGCCUAUGUCUGUGGCGUCGGAUAUGACGACUUCAACGCAGGCGGGGACAGCAGUGGAGGUGAACACAAAUAUGAGUUUGGACAAGUUUCAAGCAUUGUACACGAGCGAGGAUAAUGAGAGCUUCUACAAGCUCUUGGAUAAGCAGAACCAGAAACGGGCAGAGAAGUACGCCUGGAUGUGGACGGAGAAUAACAAGCUUCCAUCAAAGAUGAUGCUCAAACAGAAGGAGGUCGAAGUCAAGCUUUUGCAAUCGAGAAGCUCCUUAGAAGACGAUGGUGGCGAGAGGAAUAGGCUUGCAAUUCGGGAUGUGGCAGAGAAACCUGCUCGCCCUGAUGCUUGGAAGUCGAAACCGAACAACGGACUGAUGUUCGCACCGGACAGUGUGGAGGAUUCAGUGGAGACUAUAUCUCAAAAGGCCCAAAAUGAAUCUAGGGCAGCCCCGAAGAGCGUGGCAUAUGCCAAUACCCGCAUGCCAACGGAAGCAGUUGUUCGCGAAAACUCGAAUAUCCCUUCUUCACCAUCCCUUUCCGCAAUCAAGGACGCUAUAGCUGGACGACGUCGCGCCUCAGACUUAGAAUCGGGUUACAAUGGAAGUGAGACACCCCGAGUCAAUGGGUAUGCUUUUGUGGAUGAUGAACCCGAGGAAGAAUCAUAUGCACCUGCUCCAAUAAUCAAUCUUGGGAAAGGGGAUAAAGUCAAAAAUCCUUUCGUUAUCACCGAGCAGAGCAAGAGGGAAGAUUUGCACCAUCGAAUGGUAGAUAUCAAUGCCAGCAAGAAACGAGCAUCUUCGAAGUAUGGGAUGACAGGGAAGGUUGAUAUGACGCCUGUGCCGAAGUUUCCCAGCAGUCCAAGGGUCAACUCGGGGCAACUAACUCCUGCGGCUCAGCGUCUUUGGAGCAGGGUGGGGAGUUCCGGUAGACACGGAUCAUCAGAUGCAUUUGGGAUUAAGACGCCUGGCACAGUAAAAGCCAAAUCUGGAUUGAGAGCUGGGUGGACGGCGUCUGGAAAAAGAUCAUAGGUUUCUCAAAUUAUCAUGGAGUCAGAAGGGAUUAGAGUGGCAGGGAAAGGCGCUAGGAAUACCCAUUUGAGAUACUUGCUGCAUUACAUCUGUCAAAGCCCCUCGGUAGGAUUCAGGGG